AUGGAAAAGUUGAUUCAGAAUAGUGAUUAAUCAUCCAGUUUGAGCUAUUAUAUAGAGCAUAACCAAUAAAAAGAGCAUCAUAAAUCCUCUGAGAUUGAGGGUGGCUCAGUUAUGAUAGACAAUAGCGCGGUUGAAUGCAUGGAAAGACUAAUGCUUUCAGAGCCAGCUCAGAAAUUAGAAAGAUGUCUCAAUACUAACUGGUAAUAGUUAGAAAUGCUUGUGGCAAUCUUGCAGUAGACUCCAAUAGACAAAUCAGAGGACAUUUUCAAUCUAUAUCAAGAUCCGAAAUAAAAUAAUCGUAUUGUUUUGGCAGAAACGCAAUUUAACCUGAUAAGGAAAGUGUACACUCGCUGCUACAUAAAUAAUAAAUUCUCACUAAAUGAUGACCAACUAAUCAUCUAGUUUUUCAUGAAUUUAAAAGCUCUGCAUUAAAGAAUAUAGAAGCAAGAAUCUAUAAAAUCUAGCAGAAAGCAAUGA
This is a messenger RNA of Stylonychia lemnae, 477 nucleotides long. The record is from the annotation of a GenBank genome assembly. Lineage: Eukaryota; Ciliophora; Spirotrichea; Sporadotrichida; Oxytrichidae.